Messenger RNA from Lepisosteus oculatus (spotted gar), 2150 nucleotides. RefSeq names its product GIPC PDZ domain containing family, member 3 (gene gipc3). The record is from RefSeq and is a predicted model, not a curated record. Gene Ontology annotation, molecular function: protein binding. Lineage: Eukaryota; Metazoa; Chordata; Actinopteri; Semionotiformes; Lepisosteidae.
AGCCCACAGACACAGCGUCCACAGGGGUCCGGGGAAAACUCCAAGCAGAUGCCCCAACCCGCUCCACCCUCACUUCCACCGAACCUGCCUUCACCUCCCCCCCCUUCGAGGCCCAGGCUAGUCUUCCACACCCAGCUGGCCCACGGCAGCCCCACAGGCCGGAUCCAGGGCUUUACCAACGUCAAGGAGCUGUACACGAAGAUCGCGGAGGUUUUUGACAUCUCUCCCUCAGAGAUUCUCUUUUGCACCCUGAAUUCCCACAAAGUGGACAUGCAGAAGCUUCUUGGGGGGCAGAUUGGCCUGGAGGACUUCAUCUUCGCUCAUGUGAGAGGGGAGACCAAAGAGGUGGAGGUGACAAAGACAGAGGAUGCUCUUGGGCUGACGAUUACUGAUAAUGGAACAGGAUAUGCUUUCAUCAAGAGGAUAAAGGAAGGCAGUACCAUUGACCACCUGAAGUCAGUGUGUGUUGGGGAUCACAUUGAGGCCAUCAACGACCAGAGCAUCGUGGGCUGCCGGCACUAUGAAGUGGCCAAGAUGCUGAAGGAGCUCCCCAGAGGAGCACCUUUCACGCUGAGACUGGUAGAGCCCAAGAAAGCAUUUGACAUGAUCGCACAGAGGACCAAGUCAGCCAAGUCCUGUGGCGAAGGGAAGGUGGGAAGUGGCAGAGAAACUCUGCGUUUGAGAUCGAAGGGAUCUGCGUCUGUGCAGGAAGCACCAAACGAAUUCGAAGAAAGAGCAACAAAGAAGGUGGACGAUCUCCUGGAAAGUUACAUGGGGAUCCGGGAUCUUGAAUUGGCGGCAACGAUUGUAGAAGCUGGGAAAGACAAACAGAACCCGGAUGACUUUGCAGAAGCUCUGGAUUCGGUCCUGGGUGACUUUGCCUUCCCAGAUGUAUUCCUUUUCGACGUGUGGGGGGCCAUAGGAGAUGUGAAGAAUGGCCGAGUGUAGCAGCGUUGGACAUGCAGUUUAUGGACACCCCUACAGUAAAUCCAAUUUUCCAUCAGGAUCCCCUGACUGUGUGGCCUCUAGCAAUGGAAUCCCAUUCCUCACUGAUGCUAAUAUUCGCAUUUGAGCUGCAACCUUGAUAAGUAUCCCUGUUCCUUUACUUAUUUUAAUACAGACCUGAAUGAAUAACCUGUUUUAAGCACCUUAUUGUUAGUAAAAAUCAAUCAGUUUAAAAUAAGGCUUAAAUAAAACAAAACAAAACAUAUCCAGCAGUAGCAAAACAGAAUUUCCACUGUUCGAUAGUGGCGGUCUGCGCAAAAGCAUCAAAAGAGACUUAUCACUCCAUUUAUGCUAGUAUAGUUUUAGAAAAAUGAGGUAUUCAGAAAUAAUAGAAUUUAAUUAAAUAGUUUUAAUAGUUUUCCUUGUCAUUUUGAUUAAUUGAUCAUUCAUGACUAACCAUGAUACACUUGAGUGACUUUGACAGUUACUUCAGUACUAAAGUGCUUGUUAGUGAGAGAGCACAGAUGAUGAGGAGACUGCUUGAAUGUCAAGCAAGAUGAAGGCAGAAGGAAAAGAAUCAAUGGGCCCUGCUUAUAAAGAGAACAACACCUUUGUGCCGUAGGUAUAUUUGAGUAACACCUGAGGUGGACUUGUGAGCAGUGGAGUCAAGUCCUGCAGCAAUGAAUGAAGGUUAUGAGUAGAGUCCUCAGAGAGUGCACCAUCUCAGUGGUGUAGAUAUGUAGAGUGAUAUGCUAGCUUAUUGUUUUGUACAACAGAUCAGUUGUGAUGCCCUGGACAGAAGCACUUACUCACCCUAGAACUCCACUUGUAGUGAUUGAUGGCAACCUGACUACACAAACUACAGGGUUGAUGUGUUGUUUUAAUACAGACUGUAUUUAAGAUUUUUUUGUAAAGAAAUUGUCUCCAGAAGGAGAGAGGAUAAAGUGAAAGGGAUGGGGUAAAAGGGACAUGUUUUGUCUUUUGCAUCACUCUAGCAUGGGAAGCAAGGAUUUCUCCAGAUUAAUGGGAAAAGCAGGGGCAGUUUAUCCCACACAUCAUACGAAAAUACUAAAAGCAACAAAACCUGCCAAACUAAAUCAGAAACCCUCAAACAAACAUACUCUUGAACCCAGGAGAAAACCUAAAUGAUGGGAAAAUCUCCAGUCCCAUGUUCAGUUAUGUGAUACAUAUAUGGCAGAAAAAAA